GUGUCAGAAUCCAUAGAAAUCCAAAUACAACAUGGGCAUUCCAACUGUGCUAGCUUUACCUUAUCCAGCACAAGGUCAUGUCAAUCCCCUGAUGACUCUCUCACAGAAGUUGGUUGAGCAUGGAUGCAAAGUCUUUUUUGUGAACACAGACUUUGACCACAAGCGAGUGGUGAGUUCCAUGGUGGAGCAACUAGAUAGCCUUGACGAAUCACUACUGAAGUUGGUCUCAAUCCCUGAUGGUUUAGGACCUGAUGAUGAUAGAAACGAUUUGAGCAAGUUAUGUGAUUCUUUGCUGAACAACAUGCCUGCUAUGCUUGAGAAGCUCAUAGAGGAUAUUCACUUAAAAGGUGACAAUAGAAUCAGCCUUAUUGUUGCGGAUGUGUGCAUGGGAUGGGCGUUGGAUGUUGGGAGUAAAUUGGGAAUCAAAGGAGCCCUGUUGUGCCCUUCAUCAGCAGCUUUUUUUGCCCUGCUGUACAACGUCCCUAGGCUUAUUGAUGAUGGGAUCAUAGAUUCUGAUGGUGGAUUAAGAAUAACUACUAAAAGGACAAUUCAGAUAUCACAAGGUAUGCCUGAGAUGGACCCGGGAGAGCUUUUUUGGUUGAAUAUGGGUAACACCAUAAAUGGUAAGAUAGUACUCAAUUAUCUGAUGCAGUGUACACAGAGAUUGAAUAUGACAGAAUGGUGGCUUUGCAACACCACAUAUGAACUUGAACAUGCGCCAUUAUCAUCUAUUCCUAAGCUUGUACCAAUUGGUCCUUUGUUGAGAAGUUAUGAUGAUACAAUUGCAACUGCAAAAACAAUCGGACAAUAUUGGGAAGAAGAUCUAUCCUGCAUGAGUUGGCUUGAUCAACAACCUCAUGGUUCUGUCUUGUAUGUUGCCUUUGGUAGUUUCACUCAUUUUGACCAAAACCAAUUCAAUGAACUAGCUCUUGGACUUGACCUCACCAAUAGACCUUUUCUUUGGGUUGUGCGUCAAGACAACAAGAGGGUAUACCCUAAUGAAUUCUUGGGGUGUAAAGGUAAGAUUGUGAGUUGGGCUCCUCAACAAAAGGUGCUAAGCCACCCUGCUAUAGCAUGUUUUGUCACCCAUUGUGGUUGGAAUUCUACCAUAGAAGGUGUGUCCAAUGGGUUGCCUCUCUUGUGUUGGCCAUAUUUUGGAGACCAAAUAUGUAACAAAACGUACAUUUGUGAUGAGUUGAAGGUUGGGUUGGGUUUUGACUCGGAUAAAAAUGGACUCGUGUCACGAAUGGAGUUAGAAAGGAAAGUGGACCAAAUCCUUAAUGAUGAGAACAUAAAAUCAAGGUCUCUGGAAUUGAAGGAUAAAGUCAUGAACAACAUAGCCAAAGCAGGUCGUUCGUUAGAGAACCUUAAUAGGUUUGUCAAGUGGCUUAAAGAAUAAGGAUUGACAUUUUAUGCAUCUGUAUUAUUUAUGUUAGCUGAAAGAAAUCAUAUCAAAGUUGAUGCAGUAAGCUUUUCAAGCGAUUAAAAUGUCUACAAGGUGCCCAAAAAUGAAGAUAUAUAUGGCCAUGAAACUGAAACAAAAUUUAGUAAGCUUUUCAAGUGAUUGAAAUGUUUACAAGGUCACUUUCUUUGUUUUAGUCGUCGGGAUGCUUUAAGACAAAGACAGAUAAUGUAAUCUAGUAUCCUUUCUUCUUUUCAUUUGAUAUAUAUAGUCUUGUAUGACAUUGUAUUCAAGUUAAGAGUAUCUCUUAGUACUUUAAUUCUUAAAUAUGUUUUUCUUAUAAAAAAAAUCACGAAAACUCAUUAAGAUGUAAAUAUUUCUUUUUAUAUAUUUAAAGAAAUACCAUAGUCAAUAUCAAAACUGAUGCAAAACAGAUAAAAAACAUUGCUCCAAACUAGUAUAUCAUUCUUGGAUUCCAAGGCACAUCUCAAUUACACAGCCUACUCUGAGCAUUAUUUCACUUUUUUCUGCAAUUAACCUCACAGUGACUUUACAAAAUCUAGUUAACUAACAUUAGUUAAUGGAGUCCAGUGGCAUCAAUUGAUUCAUGUGGCCAAACCUACUCAACCCAGUAAGUGGGAUAUAGUAGCAGAGAGGUUCAAUUUCUAUCUACUGAACCUACUUUGCAAGUAAGUAACAGAGAGGUUUCCUUUCUAUCUCUGCCUCUCACAUACCUAACUAAUAUAUGGAAUAUGUUGUAUCAGUUAUUUCUCAAAACUUUAAAUAACCAGUGUUUGAAAUGAAUUAACUUAACUGUGCUGAAUAUGCAGAAAUAAAACUUGGGGUUUGAUUGUAAGAUUUUUUUUUUUGCCAAGGGUACUGUUGCUUACUUGAGACCAUUUAUGUUGUUAAAUAGAUAACACCUCUAUGCAGCAGAAAAGAGUACAACAAAGCCAAUGGAAAAGGUUUAUAUUCAGGUCAGGUGUAGCACAGGUUAAAGUUCACAUACAGUUUCUGAUAGUACAUUGGGAACGUACCUUGGAUCUGUAAAGGCAGUUUUAAUUUUAGUUUGAAUAAGUCAAUUGAUAAGAAUAUGUUAUUCUGCCGUUAGUGAAUUAGUUAGUUUCAGAUUUUAUUGUUUAGUUAAUAGAAGCUCCCAAAAUCACAAACAUGAUUUCUAUUCAGUUGUAAUUUUUUUAUACAGCUGAAAUUACAAACACUGGAAAGAAGAAAAACAAGACACAAGCUAUCUACUCCUUAAAAAAUAACUACUCCAAAGCGCAUCAGCCAAAGAAGGCUUCAUUAAGCCUGGUGCACAGAAUGUAGUUGUCUCUGCUACAUCAGGCAAAGAACAUAUGAAGAUGGAGUUUUGAACUCAGUUGGACAAAGCAACCUUGCGGGGUGACAUGAUUAUACAUUUGAAAGAGCUGAAAACAAAUGCAACACAAGCUAGUGAAGGCCUAAUGAUACCAAAGAACAAUGAUAAAAUAAGAGUCGAAGAAGGAGGAUUUCUACAUUCAGUUCUUUAUCUAUAAGAGAUUUCUUAUAAGAACUUUUCUUUUUAAAUGUGUAAUUUAAAUCUCCAUAUGCAUAGCAUAUAUCUAAAUAUGAUGAGGGAGUGAGUGAGAUUAGCAAAUAGCAAUUUCACUUGUUAGAGAAGCUGUACAUUCUGAAAAUCAUGUGAAUCUGGUUGUACA
This is a messenger RNA of Glycine soja, 3099 nucleotides long. Its product is annotated as UDP-glycosyltransferase 83A1-like. The record is from RefSeq and is a predicted model, not a curated record. Gene Ontology annotation, molecular function: UDP-glycosyltransferase activity. The coding region runs from base 32 to 1399 and encodes 455 amino acids. The transcript is spliced from 3 exons. Lineage: Eukaryota; Viridiplantae; Streptophyta; Magnoliopsida; Fabales; Fabaceae.